AUGGAUCCCGAUUCGGUCGUAUUGGUCGAGCUGGCCGAACGUCGCCGCUUUGCUGGGGCUUGUCACUGCAUUCCGGCGGCCCGGGUUCCAAUUCCAAUGCCGCUAGAGCCACAAACAAUAGGAGAGUACAGUACAGCUCGUUCAUGUGUUGUUUGGCUUUUGCCAUGCAAGCCAUGGCUUCCACGUCCUGAUGCAUCGCAUUCCAUGAAGCUUUUGACCAUCGGUCAAGGGGAAAGGCAAGGAAGGCUCGUUUCUUUCGACAAGUGGAGCGACUCAAAGUUGGCUUUCGCUGGCGUGGUAAUCCCGGUCAGGAGGUACCUGCCGGUCUGGAGAGAGCUCUCCACUCCCACUGCUGGGCCCAGCACUUGCCAUCUUGCCAUUCUCAGCACCAAAACCUGCUCUUGUUUUGGUUUCCGAUCCUUUGACAAGGACCGGUUCGACCUGCUCAUUCAGCGCUUUAAUUGCUUCGGGCCUGCUUCGGCCCGGAGCGUCCCUGUGACCAAGAAUCACCCUCUCCCUCUCCCGACUCCCCCCAACUCCAUAUCCCCGGGGCUUCCUGCACACGGCCUGCGCGCGCAACUGCAGAAGGCCAGGCUUGACCCCAUCGAUUCGGACCUGGACUUGCACCACGACGCCGCCGGCAGCGCCUCUGGUGAGACCAAUGGGGGGAAUUCCCUCCUGCCCGACUCCUACGGCGCCAUCACACCCGGUAUGCUUGCCAAGUACCACCUGCCCGAGAUCAUGUUGAAUCAUGGGCCGCUGGCCAUUCGCUACGUGAUGGGCUACCUCACCACGUCUGUGCCUGGCUUCUCAGGCAUUCCUCCCGCAAAGGCGAGGAGGUUGGUCGUGGCCGCGCUCGAGGGGAAGGGAUGUGGAGGUGAAGGAGGUGGAAUCAAUGGUGAUGUCGUCUUCGAGAAGGUCGGAUGGGGGAGGUGGGACGCACGGCGCCGGGGUCAACCUGCGAGACGAGAGCUCUCACCUCCAACCGAAGGCAUGGGAAUUCCCAUCUCGUCGGUGAGAUGGGACGGCAGGCCGCACCAUUCCAGCUCGGACGCGUCGGCCUGCGCCUUCUCCCACGAAGACUACGACCACGACAUGGCCAUGAUGGAGAACGAGGCAGACAAAAUGUCAUUAGACGGAUCUGCCUCUGCGUCUUGCUCCGAAGCCCCCGAUUACAUCGACGCGGACAUGAUGCGCCACGACGAUCCCGAGGAUGCGACCGACGACGAGGAUUGGGCUGCUGUCGGUGCCGCGGGGCUCCGCGCCGCAUCCUACUCCAACACCGGUUUCGGGGUCUCGCCAGGCGCAAACAAAGUAUAUAGCGGCAGCGGGAUGGCUCGAACCCCGCAACUGCCACGCGGUUUCAACACCAACAACACCACUGUAGGCUUCGCCUCGGCCUCUGACGCACAGGAGCGCGAGGCCGUCGAGGCUCUGCUUCAACUCGGUUCUGUAUAA
Pyricularia pennisetigena is the source of this 1458-nucleotide messenger RNA. RefSeq lists its product as uncharacterized. The record is from RefSeq and is a predicted model, not a curated record. Gene Ontology annotation, biological process: positive regulation of transcription from RNA polymerase II promoter by glucose. Gene Ontology annotation, molecular function: sequence-specific DNA binding. Lineage: Eukaryota; Fungi; Ascomycota; Sordariomycetes; Magnaporthales; Pyriculariaceae. The transcript is spliced from 5 exons. Bases 1 to 1458 code for a protein of 485 amino acids. Gene Ontology annotation, cellular component: nucleus.